CACGAUCACGCCCCUUAAACCCUGAAAGCUAAAACCCUUCACUUUGCAUUCUCUGAAGAAAACUCCCAUUUUCUUCACCAAUCUCCACAACAUGACCACUCUCAUUCUCCGGAGAUCCUCUUCCCUACUCUCGCGCCGCUUCUUCGCCGCUCUCGCCUCCGUCCAGCCGCUCCCGCACCACCGCCACGGUGUCUCCGGCGACGGAGUUAGGUCAUUUCACGCCAGAUCCCUACCGUUCAGUUUCCGCUCGUCGCCGGUCUCUCGCGCGCCGCAGUUCGCCCUAGAGCGCGAUUACUCUAACGAUGAUGAAGCUUUAGGCGCCAACGGCGACGAAGGACUCGAGAUCGCGAAGCUCGGGAUCUCUCCGGAGAUCGUGGAUGCUCUGGCUAAGAGAGGAAUCGCGAAGCUCUUUCCCAUUCAGAGAGCUGUGCUGGAACCAGCUAUGCAAGGACGUGAUAUGAUUGGUCGAGCUAGAACUGGAACUGGGAAAACUCUUGCUUUUGGGAUACCCAUCUUGGACAGGAUCAUUAAGUUUAAUGCUAAGCAUGAGCGAGGAAGGGAUCCUUUGGCUUUGGUUUUGGCUCCAACUAGAGAACUUGCACGGCAGGUUGAGAAGGAGUUCAUUGAGACUGCACCUAACUUGGACACAAUCUGUCUUUAUGGGGGUAUGCCUAUCCAGCAACAAAUGAGGCAACUUAAUUAUGGUGUAGAUAUUGCAGUAGGCACACCUGGUCGAAUUAUUGAUCUUCUCAACAGGGGUGCACUGAAUUUGAACAGUGUUCAGUUUGUUGUUCUUGAUGAAGCUGAUCAGAUGCUUCAAGUAGGAUUUCAAGAAGAUGUGGAGAAGAUCUUGGAGAGGUUGUCUCCAAAUCGUCAAACUCUUAUGUUCUCAGCAACAAUGCCAUCUUGGAUAAUGAGUAUUACCCGCAAUUAUCUAAACAACCCCCUAACCAUUGAUCUUGUUGGAGAUUCGGAUCAGAAGUUGGCAGAUGGAAUUUCACUGUACUCUAUUGUGUCUGAUCUAUACACUAAAGCAGGAAUUCUGGCACCUCUGAUAACUGAACAUGCGAAUGGAGGAAAAUGUAUUGUUUUCACCCAAACCAAACGUGAUGCUGAUCGAUUAUCAUAUAUCAUGGCAAAAAGCCUUAGAUGUGAGGCCUUGCAUGGAGAUAUUUCACAAACUCAGAGGGAAAGGACUCUCGCUGGCUUCAGAAACAACAAUUUUAAUGUUUUAGUAGCAACUGAUGUUGCUUCACGAGGGCUUGAUAUUCCAAAUGUGGAUCUCGUAAUACAUUAUGAUCUUCCCAAUUCAUCAGAGAUAUUUGUUCAUCGAUCUGGACGAACAGGCCGUGCUGGGAAGAAAGGAGCUGCUAUUCUUGUUUACUCAGAAGAUCAAUUCAGGGCUGUGAAGACUAUUGAGCGUGAUGUUGGAUGCAAAUUUACAGAGCUACCAAAGAUUGAUGUUCCAAGUGGAUCAGCAGAGAUGUUUGGUGGGAUGGGUGGUGGCAAUUUUGGCCCUUUUGGAGGUAUGAGGGAUCGUCAAUCUAGAGGUUCAGGUUUUGGUCGCAGUCCUGGAUUUAGCCGUUCUGGGAGUUACAGUAACUCUGGAUUUGGUCGAUCUAACUAUGGAAAUUCCAGUGGGAUGGGAAGGUUUGGAGGACCAAAUUCUAGCCAUUUUGGCGGCCCUGGUUCAGGUCAGUUAGGAGGAUCUUCUGGUAAUUCAUCUGGUGAAAUGGGUAGAUAUGAUGGCUUCGGUUCAGGUCAAGCAGCAACUCAAUUUGGAGGAAAUUCUUUCCCAGAUGGUUUUGGAGGAUUUGGUGGUUCAGGUCAAGCAGGAGCUCAAUCUGGUGGAAAUUCUCAUCCAGGUGGUUUUAGAGGAUUUGGUAGUUCAGAUCGAUAUAGCAGUUUUGGAGAUUUUGGGCAAGGUCAAUCUGGUGCAUUUGGUGACAGAAAGUCUAGCCAAAGCAGCAGCUUUGGUGAUUCACGUGGUAGUGGUUUCGGUGCUUUUGGUAAUGACAAUUAUAAUGGAGGAAAGUCGUUUUAAUUUCAUCAACUUGGCAUCCUGCCAAUUCCCCGUAUCUCUUGAGAUGGAAAAGGUUAUGGCAUAAGAAUAAUAUUAAUACCAUUCUAUUCUUUGAAGCAUCACUCUUUUUUCUUUCCUCCUGGCACAAUCUUCAGCUCAAACUCAACUCUAGUGUUAUUUACUGCCUCCAUGGCAAAAUGAAGGGGGAAGGCUGUAUCAUCUGCAUGUUCCACUUCUGCCAAUCAUUUUUCUUGAGAAUUUUGUAGCAGCAGCUUUAUAGGGCAGGGGGGGUCCCAUUUUUUUA
Cajanus cajan (pigeon pea) is the source of this 2327-nucleotide messenger RNA. Its product is annotated as DEAD-box ATP-dependent RNA helicase 53, mitochondrial. Gene Ontology annotation, molecular function: ATP binding; RNA helicase activity; nucleic acid binding. Gene Ontology annotation, cellular component: cytosol. Lineage: Eukaryota; Viridiplantae; Streptophyta; Magnoliopsida; Fabales; Fabaceae. The record is from RefSeq and is a predicted model, not a curated record.